AUGCGCGCCCCCCCUGCCCUGCUAAAAUGCCCCUCGCCAACCGCUGCGGCCGGCCCAGCUCCGCCAGCUGGCCCCGGCUCCUCCCAGGGCACCAAGGAAGCCCCCCGCGCCACCCUGGCUGGGCACAAAGGCCUCGCAGCCCUGCGCCCACCAGACCCCAAGGAGUCGCGAGACACAGCUCCCGCUCUGCCCGGCACGGCCACGCCGGCGCCACAAAAUAGGAGCUGCUGGGUGGCCCUAGAGCCAUCGCCAGCCUGCGGCCAGCGGCCACGGGGCGCGCCAGGAGCCUUCCCAAGGAGGACGACCAAGGCCAGGGCGAGCGAGCCCAAAGCCUUUGCCGCAAAGAGCGGGCGCCAAAAAGGGUGUCCCUGGGCGGUCUUGUGUCCCGGCAGGAGCCGGGGCCGCCCCUACAGUCUCCCCUGGCGGUCUUCCGUCCCGGCAGGAGCCGGGGCCGCCCCUAGUCUCCCCUGCGGUCUCCCAUCCCGGUUGGAACCGGGGCCGCUCCUGCUUAGCUUCCCCGGGGGGCCUGUUAAGGGGAGGGUAGCUGCACCGUGGCCCCCGCCAGCUCCGCCCCCCAGCACCGCCUUUAGCUCCGCCUCCUUUCCCGCUCCACCAGCUCCACAAAGGCUCCUGACAACAGGCCGGGCCGCACACUCGCCCUCGCCAAACCCAGCCCGAGCAAAGCCCUCGCACACUCGCCACACCCACCGGGGACCCUGCCACAGCACCUUCCCGGCCUCUCGGCUCCCAGCGCACCACCACGCCUGCCACCCCCCGACCACUGCCCCGGGCACCUUCGGGGCCACCCGCGCCCCAGGCUCACCCUUCACCUUCCCUCGGCACAUCGCGCGGGAAAAGGAAGGCAUUUUUUCCCACGGCCCGCCCCUGGGCACCUCGUGCUGCUGCGUGGCUUCCUCAGCGUCCGUCCGACCGACAAGGGGGCGCCUGCUUUCAUCGCCGGAAAUCCCGCGGGCACCCUCUCCAAUCCGAAGACGCUCACUCGAUUCUUCGGACCGGCCUCCCGUCAAGGGACACGAGCCCCUCUGCUAACCGCGCCUCACCUCUCAGCAUGGCUACAAGCUUUUCCCACCGGGAAAGCUGUGAUUUACGGAUGAAAGACUUCACAACAAAGGGUUGUAAAGCAGCUGCAACUGAGCAGGUGGUCGAUUCGCACUCCUGCCCAAAAUGAUCCCCACCUACACAACCCCUGAAACCAGGGGAGCACCUCACAACCCUCACACUCUUCAGCUGCAAGACCAAACCGCAUUUCCAAACCACCGAGAACACACCAACAGCCACAGGCUCCGUAUCUUCCACAGUCCUGGGCAGAGACACACGGAAAGAAGGAUUCAGUCUCUCCACAGAACACGACUGGAAACACCAACGCCGGCAGCUUUGAAACGGCCUGACAGUUUAGGAGUAGCGCUCGGGGAUAUUAGAAAUGCCCCUCGCCAACCGCUGCGGCCGGCCCAGCUCCGCCAGCUGGCCCCGGCUCCUCCCAGGGCACCAAGGAAGCCCCCCGCGCCACCCUGGCUGGGCACAAAGGCCUCGCAGCCCUGCGCCCACCAGACCCCAAGGAGUCGCGAGACACAGCUCCCGCUCUGCCCGGCACGGCCACGCCGGCGCCACAAAAUAGGAGCUGCUGGGUGGCCCUAGAGCCAUCGCCAGCCUGCGGCCAGCGGCCACGGGGCGCGCCAGGAGCCUUCCCAAGGAGGACGACCAAGGCCAGGGCGAGCGAGCCCAAAGCCUUUGCCGCAAAGAGCGGGCGCCAAAAAGGGUGUCCCUGGGCGGUCUUGUGUCCCGGCAGGAGCCGGGGCCGCCCCUACAGUCUCCCCUGGCGGUCUUCCGUCCCGGCAGGAGCCGGGGCCGCCCCUAGUCUCCCCUGCGGUCUCCCAUCCCGGUUGGAACCGGGGCCGCUCCUGCUUAGCUUCCCCGGGGGGCCUGUUAAGGGGAGGGUAGCUGCACCGUGGCCCCCGCCAGCUCCGCCCCCCAGCACCGCCUUUAGCUCCGCCUCCUUUCCCGCUCCACCAGCUCCACAAAGGCUCCUGACAACAGGCCGGGCCGCACACUCGCCCUCGCCAAACCCAGCCCGAGCAAAGCCCUCGCACACUCGCCACACCCACCGGGGACCCUGCCACAGCACCUUCCCGGCCUCUCGGCUCCCAGCGCACCACCACGCCUGCCACCCCCCGACCACUGCCCCGGGCACCUUCGGGGCCACCCGCGCCCCAGGCUCACCCUUCACCUUCCCUCGGCACAUCGCGCGGGAAAAGGAAGGCAUUUUUUCCCACGGCCCGCCCCUGGGCACCUCGUGCUGCUGCGUGGCUUCCUCAGCGUCCGUCCGACCGACAAGGGGGCGCCUGCUUUCAUCGCCGGAAAUCCCGCGGGCACCCUCUCCAAUCCGAAGACGCUCACUCGAUUCUUCGGACCGGCCUCCCGUCAAGGGACACGAGCCCCUCUGCUAACCGCGCCUCACCUCUCAGCAUGGCUACAAGCUUUUCCCACCGGGAAAGCUGUGAUUUACGGAUGAAAGACUUCACAACAAAGGGUUGUAAAGCAGCUGCAACUGAGCAGGUGGUCGAUUCGCACUCCUGCCCAAAAUCAUCCCCACCUACACAACCCCUGAAACCAGGGGAGCACCUCACAACCCUCACACUCUUCAGCUGCAAGACCAAACCGCAUUUCCAAACCACCGAGAACACACCAACAGCCACAGGCUCCGUAUCUUCCACAGUCCUGGGCAGAGACACACGGAAAGAAGGAUUCAGUCUCUCCACAGAACACGACUGGAAACACCAACGCCGGCAGCUUUGAAACGGCCUGACAGUUUAGGAGUAGCGCUCGGGGAUAUUAGAAAUGCCCCUCGCCAACCGCUGCGGCCGGCCCAGCUCCGCCAGCUGGCCCCGGCUCCUCCCAGGGCACCAAGGAAGCCCCCCGCGCCACCCUGGCUGGGCACAAAGGCCUCGCAGCCCUGCGCCCACCAGACCCCAAGGAGUCGCGAGACACAGCUCCCGCUCUGCCCGGCACGGCCACGCCGGCGCCACAAAAUAGGAGCUGCUGGGUGGCCCUAGAGCCAUCGCCAGCCUGCGGCCAGCGGCCACGGGGCGCGCCAGGAGCCUUCCCAAGGAGGACGACCAAGGCCAGGGCGAGCGAGCCCAAAGCCUUUGCCGCAAAGAGCGGGCGCCAAAAAGGGUGUCCCUGGGCGGUCUUGUGUCCCGGCAGGAGCCGGGGCCGCCCCUACAGUCUCCCCUGGCGGUCUUCCGUCCCGGCAGGAGCCGGGGCCGCCCCUAGUCUCCCCUGCGGUCUCCCAUCCCGGUUGGAACCGGGGCCGCUCCUGCUUAGCUUCCCCGGGGGGCCUGUUAAGGGGAGGGUAGCUGCACCGUGGCCCCCGCCAGCUCCGCCCCCCAGCACCGCCUUUAGCUCCGCCUCCUUUCCCGCUCCACCAGCUCCACAAAGGCUCCUGACAACAGGCCGGGCCGCACACUCGCCCUCGCCAAACCCAGCCCGAGCAAAGCCCUCGCACACUCGCCACACCCACCGGGGACCCUGCCACAGCACCUUCCCGGCCUCUCGGCUCCCAGCGCACCACCACGCCUGCCACCCCCCGACCACUGCCCCGGGCACCUUCGGGGCCACCCGCGCCCCAGGCUCACCCUUCACCUUCCCUCGGCACAUCGCGCGGGAAAAGGAAGGCAUUUUUUCCCACGGCCCGCCCCUGGGCACCUCGUGCUGCUGCGUGGCUUCCUCAGCGUCCGUCCGACCGACAAGGGGGCGCCUGCUUUCAUCGCCGGAAAUCCCGCGGGCACCCUCUCCAAUCCGAAGACGCUCACUCGAUUCUUCGGACCGGCCUCCCGUCAAGGGACACGAGCCCCUCUGCUAACCGCGCCUCACCUCUCAGCAUGGCUACAAGCUUUUCCCACCGGGAAAGCUGUGAUUUACGGAUGAAAGACUUCACAACAAAGGGUUGUAAAGCAGCUGCAACUGAGCAGGUGGUCGAUUCGCACUCCUGCCCAAAAUCAUCCCCACCUACACAACCCCUGAAACCAGGGGAGCACCUCACAACCCUCACACUCUUCAGCUGCAAGACCAAACCGCAUUUCCAAACCACCGAGAACACACCAACAGCCACAGGCUCCGUAUCUUCCACAGUCCUGGGCAGAGACACACGGAAAGAAGGAUUCAGUCUCUCCACAGAACACGACUGGAAACACCAACGCCGGCAGCUUUGAAACGGCCUGACAGUUUAGGAGUAGCGCUCGGGGAUAUUAGAAAUGCCCCUCGCCAACCGCUGCGGCCGGCCCAGCUCCGCCAGCUGGCCCCGGCUCCUCCCAGGGCACCAAGGAAGCCCCCCGCGCCACCCUGGCUGGGCACAAAGGCCUCGCAGCCCUGCGCCCACCAGACCCCAAGGAGUCGCGAGACACAGCUCCCGCUCUGCCCGGCACGGCCACGCCGGCGCCACAAAAUAGGAGCUGCUGGGUGGCCCUAGAGCCAUCGCCAGCCUGCGGCCAGCGGCCACGGGGCGCGCCAGGAGCCUUCCCAAGGAGGACGACCAAGGCCAGGGCGAGCGAGCCCAAAGCCUUUGCCGCAAAGAGCGGGCGCCAAAAAGGGUGUCCCUGGGCGGUCUUGUGUCCCGGCAGGAGCCGGGGCCGCCCCUACAGUCUCCCCUGGCGGUCUUCCGUCCCGGCAGGAGCCGGGGCCGCCCCUAGUCUCCCCUGCGGUCUCCCAUCCCGGUUGGAACCGGGGCCGCUCCUGCUUAGCUUCCCCGGGGGGCCUGUUAAGGGGAGGGUAGCUGCACCGUGGCCCCCGCCAGCUCCGCCCCCCAGCACCGCCUUUAGCUCCGCCUCCUUUCCCGCUCCACCAGCUCCACAAAGGCUCCUGACAACAGGCCGGGCCGCACACUCGCCCUCGCCAAACCCAGCCCGAGCAAAGCCCUCGCACACUCGCCACACCCACCGGGGACCCUGCCACAGCACCUUCCCGGCCUCUCGGCUCCCAGCGCACCACCACGCCUGCCACCCCCCGACCACUGCCCCGGGCACCUUCGGGGCCACCCGCGCCCCAGGCUCACCCUUCACCUUCCCUCGGCACAUCGCGCGGGAAAAGGAAGGCAUUUUUUCCCACGGCCCGCCCCUGGGCACCUCGUGCUGCUGCGUGGCUUCCUCAGCGUCCGUCCGACCGACAAGGGGGCGCCUGCUUUCAUCGCCGGAAAUCCCGCGGGCACCCUCUCCAAUCCGAAGACGCUCACUCGAUUCUUCGGACCGGCCUCCCGUCAAGGGACACGAGCCCCUCUGCUAACCGCGCCUCACCUCUCAGCAUGGCUACAAGCUUUUCCCACCGGGAAAGCUGUGAUUUACGGAUGAAAGACUUCACAACAAAGGGUUGUAAAGCAGGUAUGUUUAUUCGGCGCCGGGCACGUGGGGGAUGGCUCCGCCACAACAAGCAUGCGCGCCCCCCUGC
This is a messenger RNA of Tyto alba (common barn owl), 5457 nucleotides long. Its product is annotated as nascent polypeptide-associated complex subunit alpha, muscle-specific form-like. The transcript is spliced from 5 exons. Bases 1 to 1050 code for a protein of 349 amino acids. NCBI's taxonomy places the organism in Eukaryota, Metazoa, Chordata, Aves, Strigiformes, Tytonidae. The record is from RefSeq and is a predicted model, not a curated record.